UUUGAGGGGUUUCUUGUGAAAUCCUGGCAACCCUACUAUGCUCCGUCACAUAACGCGGAAGUUGAUAGAAAUAAGACGAAAACAGGUAGAACGUCUCUUCCUUAACAAAUCGCUUCUUUCUUUCUUUUUAAACAACAAACUUAACCUUUUAAACGAAGAAGGGAUAAUGUGUUAAAUCGCUUUGCGAUAUUUAAACGUCUUUUAAACUCGGCUGAGAAAACUGCCGUUUAAUGAAAGCGAAAGUUAGCUAGCUACAACAUGGCAGAAUACAGUGACGAAGAUAUCACAGACAGGCCAUCUCUUCUAGAGUCAGACUUAACGUGUCCUGUGUGCAAAGACAUUUUUAAGGAGCCCGUGUUGCUCUCGUGUAGCCACAGUUUCUGUCAGGAAUGCCUGGAGGGCAGUUGGAAGAACCAGUCCAAGCGGCAGUGCCCGAUGUGCCGAAAAUGCUGCGACGGAGAGACCCCGAUCCCCAACCGCGCACUAAAAAACACCUGCGUGUCCUAUAAGAAGGAGAGGAACUGGAGAGGACAGGGCAGUGGUAUAGAUGAGGUUAUCUGUGGUUUGCACCAGCGGCCCUUCCAGCUCUUCUGCAUUAAAGACGAGGAACCCGUUUGCGUCGAGUGCGUGACUCUUCAUCCGGGACACGAGCUGGUGCCUAUAGAGCAAGGAGUGCCUUUUUGCAAGGAUGAGCUUAACAUGAAAAUCAAAAUACUGGAAAGUAAGCAGGACUCCUUUAAAAGAAUGAAAAAAAGAUAUAGAGAAACCAUCUCCUUUCUUGAGAACCAGACUAAGGAUGCAGAGAAACAAAUCAAAGAAGAGUUUGAAAGACUCCAUCAGGUCUUACGUGAUGAGGAGUCAUCUAGAAUACAUGCGUUGUAUAGAGAAGAAAAUGAGAAGAAGCUAAUGGUGAAUGAGAAGAUUGAAACCAUCAGUCGUGAUAUCACGGCUCUUGCAGAACUGAUUCAGUCAGUAAAGAGGGAAAUGGGAGCUGAGGAUUUGACUUUCCUUCAGAAUUUCCAGAAGCUAAAAAGACGAACCCAGUGGACUAGUGAGGAACCAAAGAAGGUUCAAGGAGCACUCAUCAACAUGGCCUUGCAUGUAGGUGCUUUGGGUUACAAAGUCUGGGAGCAGAUGCUGACUCAUGUCACAUGUUUGCCUGUAAUCCUGGAUCCCAACACAGUCUCGCCCUGGCUCUCCAUAUCUCCUGAUUUUUCCAGUGUGCAGCAGAGUCUGGAAAGACAGACUUUCCCAGACAACCCUGAGAGGUUUGAUCCCUGUGUUUUUGUCCUUGGCUCAGAGGGUUUCUCCUCAGGGCGCCACCGUUGGGAGGUCCGUGUGGCUGACCACCCCAAAUGGAUCUUAGGAGUAUGCAAGGAGUCAGUGGUUCGGAAGAGAAAGUUCACAGUAACAACAAAAGCUGGAGUGUGGACCAUCGGUCUGAGUAAAGGAGUCUACAGUGCACUGACCACUCCACGCACUGAGCUGACUCUAGAGAGAAGGCCUGAAACUAUCAGGGUAAAGGUCAAUAUGGAGAAGGGAGAGGUGUCCUUCUGGGAUACAGGCAACAACAAGCACCUAUGUACAUACAAUGAUAAGUUCAAUGGAAAGCUGUUCCCCAUCUUUGGCCCAGGCCUCCAGAGCACACCCAUCACUAUCUUGCCUGCUAAAGUGACCAUACACAAACAAUAAGUAAAUAUUCUUUGUAAAUAAUGCUUUAUAUAUAAACCUGGUGAGGCUGAAGAGGCUAAAACAUUCACUAAAGUUGCUACUUAUUUUGAACAGAUUUCAAGGAACAUUUUAGAAUCUGUGCAAAUUUAUUUUUCAACAGCAUUUUUGGCAUAAUUCUCCAUGUCUCUCUUUUUAAAAAAAAAAACUGAAUUACAGUUAGAAAUUUACAAUGGAAAGUGAAUGUGGCCAAUUCUUAAACAUUAAAAUUCUCAAUCUUUUGAUGGUAUAGCCACAGGACAUAAGCAGUGUACAUUAUUAACAUGAUUUUAGUGUGGAAAAAAAUUACUUGUUAUCCUAUUAAUGUGUAAGGCAAUAUCCAGUUUUACAAUCUCAUAAUCAUGACACAAUAAUGCUAUGCAAUAUGCAACCCUUAAAUGACUGUAAAAUCAUGAUUUAAGCAAUGUUACAGAUCAAGUAAUAGUUUUAAAAGAAGAAUGAAUGUAUGCACUUUUCUACUUUUAAAUCCUCCAAAAACAGGACCCGUUCACUUUCAUUUCAAUUGCAGGAACACAAAUGAGGGACAAAUUGAAAUUACUUUUCAAACGUUAUGCCACAAAUGCUGUUGAUUGUGUAUAACUUACACUGAACACCAAAAAUUCCAGAAAAUGGGAAAGACGGCAUUUGCUGAUAUAUUAUACUAAAACAUAUGUCAUGAUUUAUGUUUGUUUGUUUGUUUUUGUGUGUUUGUGAUUUAAUUUUUCCAUCCUCCACAGUGGGAAUGACAUCUUUAUUGUUGCUGACACACUAUUGAUCAUUCGGCAGAAAAUGUCUUUUAUACUGUAUCCGUCAAUCUUACACUUAAUCCUAAUAUUGUUCAAUGAUAGCUGUAAACAUGAAUUAAACAAGAACAACUCAAUUUCAACCAUUAUUUAUUAUUUUGGAAAUCGUUAAAGAUGACUGAUUUCCGUUUUCAUUUGCCAUCUAUUCGUGCCAGGUUUUUUAUUUACAAUAAUACAGUACAGCUUUUGCUAUCAGCAACAGUUAAAUAACCUAGAUUUAAUGAAACCAUAACAAUAAAUGAUCUCACUUAUCAGA
Carassius auratus (goldfish) is the source of this 2766-nucleotide messenger RNA. RefSeq names its product tripartite motif containing 35-28 (gene trim35-28). The transcript has 6 exons. Lineage: Eukaryota; Metazoa; Chordata; Actinopteri; Cypriniformes; Cyprinidae. The coding region runs from base 259 to 1692 and encodes 477 amino acids. Gene Ontology annotation, biological process: protein ubiquitination. The record is from RefSeq and is a predicted model, not a curated record. Gene Ontology annotation, molecular function: ubiquitin-protein transferase activity; zinc ion binding; protein binding.